Messenger RNA from Glarea lozoyensis ATCC 20868, 1377 nucleotides. RefSeq names its product Phosphoglycerate mutase-like protein. Lineage: Eukaryota; Fungi; Ascomycota; Leotiomycetes; Helotiales; Helotiaceae. Bases 1 to 1377 code for a protein of 458 amino acids. Gene Ontology annotation, biological process: fructose metabolic process; fructose 2,6-bisphosphate metabolic process. The transcript has 5 exons. The record is from RefSeq and is a predicted model, not a curated record. Gene Ontology annotation, molecular function: 6-phosphofructo-2-kinase activity; ATP binding; fructose-2,6-bisphosphate 2-phosphatase activity. Gene Ontology annotation, cellular component: cytosol.
AUGGAGUUGGCACGACCCUCGAAAAGGACUAAUGGUGCUGGUGUACAGGUGGAGGAUACCCAGAUAUGUGUCGUAAUGGUUGGGCUGCCGGCUCGUGGGAAGUCUUUGAUUGCACAGAAAGCUCAACGAUACCUUCGCUGGCUUUCGAUCGAUGCCAAAGUCUUUAAUGUUGGAAACUAUCGCAGGUCCGAUACUCCACAUCCUACGGCCGAAUUCUUCGAUACCUCAAAUGCGGAAGGAGAACGAAUGCGUCGAGCGGCGGCCGAAGCUGCGGUUACAGAUAUGCUGAAAUGGUUCCGAGAAGGUGGGCUGAUUGGGAUUUUGGAUGCUACAAACUCAACCAAAGAGCGUAGAAGGUGGAUCAAAGAGAGGAUGGACAAGAACGGAAUCGAGACUUUAUACGUGGAAAGUAAAUGCGAUGACGAAGAUCUCAUCAUGAGCAAUAUUCUCGAAGUAAAGACGACGUCACCAGAUUAUGUUGGACAGGAUCCCGAAGAGGCUGCGCAAGAUUUUCGCAACCGGAUUCGAAAUUACGAGAAAGUAUACCAGACGAUCGACCAAGACGAAAGCGAUAUGACAUAUUUGAAAAUCAUGGAUGUGGGGAAGCAGGUCAUCAUAAACCGGAUUCAGGAUUAUUUACAGAGUCGGGUGGUUUAUUAUUUGAUGAAUUUACACAUCAAGCCAAGGUCGAUAUGGUUAUCUCGGCACGGAGAAUCAGAAUAUAACUUGGGAGGUCAAAUUGGAGGAGAUGCCGACCUUUCAGCGCGAGGGCAGGAAUAUGCAAAACUCCUGCCAGAACUUGUUCGGAAAUCAGUCGGUGAUGAUCGCCCGCUUACGGUCUGGACCUCGACAUUGAAGCGAACCAUUCAAACUGCACGACAUCUACCAAAACAUUACAAUCAGCUUCAAUGGAAAGCACUGGAUGAGCUGGACUCUGGUGUCUGUGACGGAAUGACGUACGCUGAGAUUAAAGAAGCAUACCCCGAGGAUUUUGCUGCCAGAGACGACGAUAAAUACAAUUAUAGAUAUCGUGGUGGAGAGUCCUACCGCGACGUAGUAAUCCGUCUCGAACCCAUCAUCAUGGAACUCGAACGCUCAGAAGACAUCCUAAUCGUAACCCACCAAGCCGUUCUCCGCUGCAUCUACGCCUAUUUUAUGAAAAAAGACCAAAGAAGCUCACCAUGGCUGAAUGUUCCCUUACAUACCCUGAUCAAACUCACACCUCGUGCCUAUGGCACCGUAGAAGAAUUCACAAGCUCAGGUAUAUCGGCGGUUAGCACGUGGAGAGGCCAGGGUAGCGUGGCGAAACAUGAGGAUCCGACGAGUGCGACUGUCAGUCUUGGGACUGCUGGGGAUGGAGAAGUAGCUAAGGCUUGA